AUGAAUCCUUCUUGUGAACAACGCAAAAGAUCCAGCAAUUAUGAGUCUGAUGAUGAUGAAAUUCCCAUUAAAACAUCAAAAAAUGAAAAUACUCAAAGUAGUUUAGAAAAGAAGAUUCUUGAAUUGUAUUCAGAAGAUGAAAAUAGUGAUACAGAUACACAUCGAAUAUCAUCACCAACAUCUGAUAAUAAUAUUUCAAAUAAUGAUGAUGAAAGUGUUGAUUUAGAUUACAUAAGAAGUUUAGAUUUUGAUGAAUUAACUGAUAAUCAGAAGAAAUUUUUUUCACAAGAAGAAUUAGAAGAAAUGGAAAAAGAUUAUCAAAAAAGGUUAAUUUCUUCACUUCCUGUGUAUUAUGCUGGAAUAUCGGGAUGUCGUAGUGUUGAGGAAUACAAAACAUUAAAUCGUAUUCAAGAAGGUACAUUUGGUGUUGUAUUUAGGGCACAAUGUAAAAGAACAGAUGAAAUUGUUGCUAUGAAAAAAUUGAAAAUGGAUAAAGAAAAAGAUGGGUUUCCAAUAACAUCUAUAAGAGAAAUAAAUAUGCUUCUUAAAUGUGGUUCUCAUCCUAAUAUUGUAAAUGUUAAAGAAAUUGUUGUUGGUGAUAAUAUGGAUAGUAUUUAUAUGGUUAUGGAAUAUGUUGAACAUGAUAUGAAAAGUUUAUUAGAUUAUUUAGCGCAAAGAAAUAAACACUUUACAAUAUCUCAAGUUAAAUGUUUAAUGAAACAACUUUUAGCAGGUUUGGAGCAUUUACAUAGUGAAUGGAUUUUGCAUAGGGAUUUAAAAACUUCUAACUUACUAAUGAAUCAUCGUGGAAUUCUUAAAAUAGGCGAUUUUGGUUUGGCACGAGAGUAUGGAGAUCCACUGGAACGUUAUACUUCUAUUGUUGUUACAUUAUGGUAUCGAAGUCCUGAAUUGUUACUUGGAGUAAAGUAUUAUUCUACUGCAGUUGAUAUGUGGAGUACUGGAUGUAUAUUUGCUGAAUUUUUAACGUUAAAACCACUUUUUCCUGGACGUGGAGAAACAGAACAAAUUACAAAAAUUUAUGAUAUUUUAGGAACUCCAACAGAAAAAAUGUGGCCAGGAUAUUCAAAUUUACCUUUAGUUAAAAAAUGGUCUCUACCAAAUCGUUCAUAUAAUCAAUUAAAAUCAAGAAUAAAUGAAAAAAGUCUUACAGAAAAAGGAUAUAAAUUACUUAAUAAGUUUUUAACUUAUGAUCCAGAAAAACGUAUUACAGCAGAAGAAGCAUUAAAACAUGAAUGGUUUGAGGAGGCUCCUUAUGCUGUUAAUCCAGAUUGUAUGCCAACAUGGCCAGCUAAAAGUGAAUUAAGUCGUGUACCAAAAGGAUCACAUAAAAAACCACCAAAUGUAAAAAUUAAUAGAACAUCAGAGGAACUAGAAUUACUAAAAGGUCUAAAUGUGAAUCCAAAUAAUAUUAAAUCAAGUGGUUUUGCAUUACGUUUUGACGCACCAAAAUUUUAA
Messenger RNA from Strongyloides ratti, 1476 nucleotides. Its product is annotated as Protein kinase domain and Serine/threonine-/dual specificity protein kinase, catalytic domain and Protein kinase-like domain-containing protein. Gene Ontology annotation, molecular function: cyclin-dependent protein serine/threonine kinase activity; ATP binding. NCBI's taxonomy places the organism in Eukaryota, Metazoa, Nematoda, Chromadorea, Rhabditida, Strongyloididae. The record is from RefSeq and is a predicted model, not a curated record. The transcript is spliced from 2 exons. Gene Ontology annotation, biological process: regulation of mitotic cell cycle; protein phosphorylation. Gene Ontology annotation, cellular component: nucleus. Bases 1 to 1476 code for a protein of 491 amino acids.